This is a messenger RNA of Microthlaspi erraticum, 1155 nucleotides long. The record is from the annotation of a GenBank genome assembly. Lineage: Eukaryota; Viridiplantae; Streptophyta; Magnoliopsida; Brassicales; Brassicaceae.
AUGGAGUUGGAAAAAUCAAUCGAGAAGCAAAACGACGCUGUGGUAAGACUAACGAAGCAAAUCAUCUCUACCGUCGCCAAUGGCUCCAACCUUGUCUUCUCACCGACGUCAAUCAACGUUUUGCUCAGCCUCAUCGCCGCCGGUGCCAACUCCAUCACCAAAGAACAAAUCCUAUCUUUCAUCAUGUCACCUUCUACGGAUCACCUCAACGCAGUCUUGGCUCAGAUGGCCAACAGUACCGAGAGAAGUGAUUUGUGCUUAUCUGCUGCUAAUGGUGUAUGGAUCGAUAGAUCUGUCUCUUUGAAGCCUUCUUUUAAAGAGCUUUUGGAGAACUCAUACAAAGCUACUUGCAGUCAAGUUGACUUCGCAAACAAGCCUGUUGAAGUGAUUGAUGAGGUGAAUACAUGGGCUGAAGUCAACACCAAUGGACUAAUCAAGAACAUUCUUUCACGUGAUUCCAUCGAAACUAUUCGUAGCAGCACACUCAUACUAGCAAAUGCAGUGUACUUCAAAGGAGCAUGGAGCAGCAAAUUUGAUGCAAAAUUUACAAAAGAUUACGACUUCCAUCUUCUUGAUGGCACCUCUGUGAAAGUCCCUUUCAUGGCCAGUUACAUGGACCAGUACCUAAGAGGCUAUGACGGUUUCCAAGUUUUGCGUCUACCUUAUGUUGAGGACCAUCGUCAAUUCUCCAUGUACAUUUAUCUUCCUAACGAUGAAGAUGGUUUACCUGCUCUUCUUGAUAAAAUAGGCUCGGAACCAGGUUUUCUUGAUAACCAUAUUCCACUUGACCGUAUAGAAGUGGAUGUUCUCAGGAUUCCAAAGUUUAAAUUCGCUUCCGAGUUUAAAGCUUCUGAUGUUUUAAAAGAUAUGGGGCUGACUUCACCGUUUACUUCCAGAGCUAAUUUAACUGAGAUGGUUGAUUCACCUACAACUGGUGGCAAUUUGUAUGUGUCAAGCCUUCUUCAUAAAGCUUGCAUUGAGGUGGAUGAAGAAGGAACCGAAGCUGCAGCUGUCUCUGUUGCCAUCAUGGUGCCUCUUUGUUUGAUGCGGAAUCCUAAAUUUGUUGCUGACCAUCCAUUCCUGUUCACGGUUAGAGAAGACAAGAGUGGAGUGAUUUUGUUCAUGGGUCAAGUUCUUGAUCCUUCCAAGCAAUGA